UCUUCUUCGCUCAGUCUCUACUACUCUGCAGCCGGUGUCAAACACAAAACAUUUAGUUAGCCAAGUCACAAACAUUUACUUUAUUUAUAUACUUCUUCGCAAUUUGUUUGAAAAUGGGAGACCCGGUAACCGAGUACACAUCCCGGCUUCAACGGCAGGAGUCGGACAUCAAGACGCUUUCUGCGGAGAUCGAGGGACUGAAGAACCCUCCGGUCUUGUCCCCUAACUUGGACGAGCUGAGAGAGGAAAACGCCAAGCUAAAAUACCGACUCAACAUCCUCAAGAGAAGCCUACAGGAGGAGAGGAGCCAGUGCAGUAAGACCAUGAUGAACAUCAACCAGCGUCUGCAGGAGGUGUUCGGGGAGGCCAUCCGAGCCGCCUGCCCCGAUCUAGAGGACCCUCCCCUGGCCGUCACCCCCAACCAGCAGGCCAAGUUCGGGGACUACCAGUGCAACAGUGCCAUGGCUAUGGCCCAGAUGAUGAAGUCCAAAGGGCUGAAGGUGAACCCCAGGGAGAUCGCAGAGAAGAUCGUCCAGAACAUCCCAGACAACGAGCUCAUUGAGAAGACGGAGAUCGCCGGACCAGGGUUCAUCAACAUCCACCUGAAGAGGACGUUUGUGUCCAAGCUGCUGACCAACCUGCUGGUCAACGGGGUCCAGCCCCCACCCCUGGCCUCCAGGAAGAAGGUGGUGGUGGAUUUCUCCUCCCCCAACAUUGCCAAGGAGAUGCACGUGGGUCACCUCCGCUCCACCAUCAUCGGGGACAGCAUGUGUCGCCUGUUUGAGUUCCUGGGCUACGACGUGCUGAGGUUGAACCACGUGGGGGACUGGGGGACACAGUUUGGGAUGCUCAUCGCCCACCUGCAGGACAAGUUCCCAAACUACCUGACUGUGUCCCCCCCCAUAGGGGACCUGCAGGCCUUCUACAAGGAGUCAAAGAAGCGUUUCGAUGAGGAGGAGGUCUUUAAGAAGCGAGCGUACCAGUGCGUGGUUAAACUGCAGAGCAAAGAGCCUGAAUUCAUCAAGGCCUGGAACCUCAUCUGUGAUGUCUCCAGGAAUGAGUUCCAGAAGGUGUACAGUUGUCUGGACGUGCACAUCCUGGAGAGAGGAGAGUCGUUCUACCAGGACAUGAUGACUGCGGUGGUGCAGGAGUUCGACCAGAGAGGCCUGGCUCAGAUGGACGAGGGCCGUAAGAUCGUGUUCUCUCCGGGCCACAGCGUGCCCCUCACCGUGGUCAAGUCUGACGGCGGCUUCACCUACGACACGUCCGACCUGGCCGCUCUGCGCCAGCGGCUGUUUCUGGAGAAGGCCGACAUCAUCAUCUACGUCACCGACAGCGGGCAGUCCUCUCACUUCCAGCUGGUGUUUGGUGCAGCUCAGAUGAUUGGCUGGUAUGACCCCAAAGUGACCAGAGUGGAGCAUGCAGGCUUCGGAGUGGUGCUGGGGGAGGACAAGAAGAAGUUCAAGACUCGCUCAGGAGACACGGUGCGGCUCAUGGACCUGCUGGAGGAGGGUCUGAAGAGGUCCAUGGACAAGCUGAAGGAGAAGGAGAGAGACACGGUCCUGACCCCCGAGGAGCUGACCAAGGCCCAGCGGUCGGUGGCGUUUGGCUGCAUCAAGUACGCCGACCUGUCCCACAACCGCAUCAACGACUACGUAUUCUCCUUCGACAAGAUGCUGGACGACCGCGGCAACACCGCCGCCUACCUGCUCUACGCCUUCACCCGCAUCCGGUCGAUCGCGCGGCUAGCCAACGUGGACGAGGCGUCCCUGCGGAGGGCGUCAGGGGCCACCGAGGUGCCGCUGGCCCACGACAAGGAGUGGAAGCUGGGCAGGUGCCUUGUGCGCUUCCCCGAGAUCCUCCAGAAGAUCCUGGAGGAUCUGCUGCUGCACGCGCUCUGCGACUACCUGUACGAGCUGGCCACCACCUUCACCGAGUUCUACGACAGCUGCUACUGCGUGGAGAAGGACAGGCAGACAGGUGAAGUGAUAAAGGUGAACAUGGGCCGGAUGCUUCUAUGUGAUGCCACGGCGUCCAUCAUGGCUCAAGGCUUCAACAUCCUGGGCAUCAACCCAGUCCAGAGGAUGUGACCUCAUCAGCAACCUAGUCCAGAGGAUGUGACCUCACCCGAGUUGCCAUGGCUGCCUUCCAUCCCAACAUGUUUUUAUUUUUAUUUUUUACUGUAAAUCAAAUAAAAGGACUUCCUGUAAAA
Molecule: messenger RNA, 2212 nt
Organism: Hypomesus transpacificus
Lineage: Eukaryota; Metazoa; Chordata; Actinopteri; Osmeriformes; Osmeridae
Gene: rars1
Product: arginyl-tRNA synthetase 1
Exons: 15
Coding region: 114-2090 (658 amino acids)
Biological process (GO): arginyl-tRNA aminoacylation
Cellular component (GO): cytoplasm
Molecular function (GO): ATP binding; arginine-tRNA ligase activity
Source: RefSeq, a predicted model, not a curated record